Messenger RNA from Diprion similis, 1461 nucleotides. RefSeq names its product serine/threonine-protein kinase 16. Gene Ontology annotation, molecular function: ATP binding; protein serine/threonine kinase activity. Bases 135 to 1091 code for a protein of 318 amino acids. Lineage: Eukaryota; Metazoa; Arthropoda; Insecta; Hymenoptera; Diprionidae. Gene Ontology annotation, cellular component: Golgi apparatus; cytoplasm. The transcript has 6 exons. The record is from RefSeq and is a predicted model, not a curated record. Gene Ontology annotation, biological process: protein phosphorylation.
GUACUCAUGGCCUGCUCUCUGUUUGUGACAGCCAAAUCUCCGUAAGGCUCUGGCGCUUUGAAAGUGGUUACCCAAUGAUUAAAUAUUAUUAUUUAUAUGAAAUUUGAUUCUGUGAUAGUUAUGUAUCGUUAAAAAUGAACAGUUUGGGUUUGAGUUUGAUUUUGAAAAUGGGGUGCAUUUGCGCCAAGGAAACAAUCACAGUUAAUGGAAGGAAAUACACUGUGCGUGAACAUCUUGGAGAAGGAGGAUUCAGUACUGUCUCUUUGGUCGAGGAUUCUCUUACACAUAAAAAAUAUGCUGUCAAAAAGAUUGUCUGCCAUGGACCGGAGGACCAAAGAUUGGCCUUGAAGGAAAUAGAAUAUCAUACAAUUAUAAAACACCCAAAUGUCAUAGAGUGCAUCGAUUCAACACACAAAGGCACUGCUGAUCCGGUAGUUAAUGCUACUAGUGAAGUGCUGCUCAUUUUACCCUACUAUCACAAAGGCACUUUGGCCAACGAACUGGAGCGGCGAGGAAAAGCGUCCGACUACAUGAAUCCUAAGGAAAUUCUCGAAAUAUUUUUGCAAAUUUGUGACGGAGUCAAAGCGUUCCAUGAAGCUAAACCCGAGCCUUUAGCACACAGGGAUUUGAAAACUGCAAACAUUGUUCUUGGCGAAGGGCUCACCCCAGUGAUUAUGGAUUUGGGAUCAGUAGCACAAGCCCGGAUCAAAGUAUGUGGAGCACAAACGGCACAAACAUUACAGGACGUUGCCGCUGAAAGGUGCUCGAUGCCUUAUAGAGCACCAGAGUUAUUUAAUGUAGACAGUUAUUGUAUGAUUGAUGAGAGGACAGAUAUUUGGUCACUUGGCUGUAUUUUGUAUGCACUUUGUUACUUCAAAUCACCAUUUGAUACCGUGUAUGAGCGAGGGGACAGCGUAGCGUUGGCAGUGAUGAGCGCCAAUGUUUCAUUCCCGGAAAAUGCACCGUACAAUGAGGAUGUUCAGCAAUUAAUUCUUUCAAUGCUGAAAGCUAACCCGAUGGAAAGACCUUACAUCUAUAGUGUUAUUGAACACACACACGAUGUUUUGGCAAAACUAGAGGGCAGGGUCUAACCCUUGUUGACGACAAUAUGCAAACUAAUUUUCCUGUAAAUGAUUGCAACGGCGAUGAAUUACUUAGAUAUUUUCAUACAAAGAAAUACGAAAAUUAAAGUUUUCAAAUUCUGUACAGUCGAAACGAAAAUCCAGGAUAUUCUACUACAACAAUGUUGGCUGGUAACCAAAAAUUCAUCAAAUUGACGAUUUAGUUACGGAUAUUUAUUCAGUAUAGUCCAAUUCAUGCCUGAGAUGAAUGAAUCUUUUAUAAAUAUCAUUAAAAAUGUUAUUCCUGUUCACGAUGACAGUACGUUGAAACUGUCGGAGAGAUGAAUGAAUUAUUGAACGGAAAAUAUUUUUUCACAAAAUCGAAACAGUAAGAUUCUUU